This is a messenger RNA of Neopsephotus bourkii (Bourke's parrot), 2523 nucleotides long. RefSeq names its product calpain 6 (gene CAPN6). The transcript is spliced from 12 exons. Bases 5 to 1939 code for a protein of 644 amino acids. Gene Ontology annotation, molecular function: calcium-dependent cysteine-type endopeptidase activity. Gene Ontology annotation, biological process: proteolysis. Gene Ontology annotation, cellular component: cytoplasm. NCBI's taxonomy places the organism in Eukaryota, Metazoa, Chordata, Aves, Psittaciformes, Psittacidae. The record is from RefSeq and is a predicted model, not a curated record.
AGAUAUGUCUUCAUCAGUGCAACUCUUCAGAGAUCAGAAGUACCAUGAACUGAAAAGUCAGUGUAUUCAGCAGAGACGACUCUUCGAAGAUCCCAAAUUCCCAGCCUCAGAUGAGUCCCUUUUCUACCAGUCAGCAUCACGAAGGAAAGUUGAAUGGAAGCGCCCAAAGGACCUCUGUGAAGACCCGCACCUCUUUGUGAACGGAAUCAGCUCCCAUGAUUUACACCAAGGCACCCUGGGGAACUGCUGGUUUGUGGCUGCAUGCUCCUGCUUGGCUCUGAGGAAGAGCCUCUGGCAGCAGGUGAUUCCAGAUUUUAACGAACAAGAAUGGGACCCAAAAAACCCAGAGAAAUAUGCUGGGAUUUUCCGUUUCCGUUUCUGGUGCUUUGGAGAAUGGACAGAGGUGGUGGUUGAUGAUCUGCUGCCAACGAUGGACGGGAAGUUGAUCUACUGCCAUUCCAAUGUGAAAAAUGAAUUCUGGAGUGCAUUGUUGGAGAAAGCUUAUGCAAAGCUGGCUGGAUCUUAUGAAGCGCUGGAUGGAGGCAGCGCUGCAGAUGCAAUUGUGGAUUUUACUGGAGCAGUGGCAGAAUCUAUUGAUUUGGUACAGGGCAAAUAUGGUGAGAUUAUUUCUGAGCAGAUGAAGCUGUUUGAAGACUUGCUGAAGGUGCAUAAAAGAGGCGGGUUGAUCAGCUGCUACAUUGCGGCUUCCUCUGGCAGUGCCAGUGAAGUGGAGACAAAGAUGGGUCUUGUCAUCGGCCAUGCCUACUCAGUGACUGCAAUUCGGAAGCUGCGCCUUGGAGAGAGGCUCAUAUUCUCUUUUAAGGCAGAAAAGCUGUUUAUGAUCAGGCUGAGGAAUCCCUGGGGAAAAAGAGAGUGGAGUGGUGCAUGGAGUGAUAGUUCCGAGGAGUGGAAAAAAGUCAGCAAUUCAGAACGUAAGCGCUUGGGACUCACUCUUGAGAAUGACGGAGAGUUCUGGAUGACAUUUGAGGACUGGUGUAAGAAUUUCACUGAUGUGGACAUCUGCCGGAUUGUGAAUACCUCCUACUUCAGCAUCCACAAGACCUGGGAGAAGAAGAUGAUGCAUGGGGCUUGGGCAAAGAAUUCAGAACCCCUGCUAAAUCGCUCUGGUGGAUGCUUUGAUAACAAAGAGACCUUCCUUCAGAAUCCCCAGUACAUCUUUGAUGUUAAGAAGACUGAGGACAAAGUACUGGUCUCCUUACAACAGGAGGAUCGCCGCAAAUACAAGAAAGAAGGGAAAGGAGACAGCAUCCCCAUUGGCUUUGAAAUAUUCAAGGUGGAGGAUAACAGAAGCUAUCGACUACACAAGCUCACUGUGCAGGAGAGAGUGGCCACGUCUCCGUACAUCAACAUGCGCACUGUGUUCUUGAGGAGGAUCCUCAAGCAAGGCCGCUAUGUCCUUAUCCCAACUACCUAUCAUCCUGGCAUCACUACAAAGUUUAUACUGAGGCUCUUCACAGAUGUGCCAUCAAAACUCAGGGAGCUGAAGGCAGAUAAGCCUAAAAUGACAUGUUGGAGUCUUCUCUGUGGCUAUCCGCGCAGAGUCACCCAAAUCAAAAUUCACUCUGCAGAGGGCUUACAGAAGCAAGACAGAUCAGGCGGAGCAGAUCCCUAUGUGCUUAUCAAGUGUGAGAACCAGAAGGUGCGUUCCCCUGUGCAACAUAAUACCACCAGUGCCGUCUUCAACACACAGACGAUUUUCUACAGGAAGAACAUCGACAGCCCUAUCAUUGUCCAGGUCUGGAACAGCAACAUCUUGUGUGACCAGUUCCUUGGGCAGGCGGUGCUGGCAGCUUCACCCAGUGACCCCAGAGAAGAGCAGACGCUGCAGCUCCGAGGGAGAGGCAGGCGGGCAGCAGCCGAUGUGCCAGGUCGCAUCACCAUCAAGGUUUUUUCCAGCGAUGACCUUGUGGAACUAUGAAUACCAAAGCCCUGCAGAGCCAGAGCGAGCUGUCACUUCGCAGCAGGGGGGCUUGUCUGUGCUUUCUGUGUGAAUGACUCGGGAGCAAAGGUUGCACAUAAUCAUAAUCGCUUUAAAAAGGAAAGAAACCCUCUAACUCUCCACAUUAUCAUGGGUAAUGGGGUUGAGGGGCUUUUAAAGAGGGAAAAAUACAUUUUUAUACAUAUAUAUGUUCAUGAUACAGCAAAUACAGUAGAAGAGGGGCCAAAGUAAACGUUAGCUCAUUAAGAUGUGACCGUCUUCCCCAGCAGCAUCUUUCAGGAACUCUUGGCACAUAAGCUGGAAGCACAUGUGACCGUUCUCACACAUUCCCAGCACACUGUCAUCUGUUCUCAGCAGUGGGACUGGAGGAAGGCAGGAAUGGCUGCAUCUCCAUGGUCAUGUAGCAUGACCAUGACAGGUUGGUGGGGUGGCAAGGACAAGGUGGAUUGGCAUCGCUCAGUCCCUGUUCACUGCCAGGCUGUAUUUGGGAAGGGAAUUUUUAAGCUUUGAUUGGAUUUUUUUUCCCCUGUACAGGGAUAUAAAAUUUCUGUUAUUGCUAUGGA